ACUCAUUUCAUGCCUGGAACUGUCUAAAGCACACUGAACUCAGACCGAUUUGAACAUACACGAACGUGGUGGGCGUCUGCGUUGCUCUCGGUAUUGCUGUGCAAACCCAUAUUUUAUUGUUUUAUUUUAUUGAUAUAUUUUUGUUUUUGCGUUUGCCUGAGAAGAAGGAAAAUGCAUGUUGCCUCGGUACUCAUUGUGAAAAUGGCUAUCGCCUUCUUUCAGGGGUGCAGAUCUGCUCCGACCUGUGGACCUGAAAAAUACCUCGAUAAAAACAAGUGCUGUGAAAUGUGUCCAAAGGGUGAGAAGAGAGUGUCUGGAUGUGAAAUCCCAGUAUGUGAACCUUGUCCGGAUGGCGAGUAUAUGUCAGAAUCCAAUCCCAAGACAUCCUGCAUUGUGAAGUCAUACUGUGAUCCAAAUCUUAACUUUGUUUACAAGUCUCCUGGGAGCCGUUUUGAAAAUUCACAGUGUAUGUGCAAAGAAGGGACCCAUUGCUCCAGUGAGGACUGUAACACAUGCAAUGCAAACACAGAAUGUGAAAAAGGACAUGGAGUCAAAGCAGCAGCUACUGAGCAGAAAGACACUGAGUGUGAGGCAUGCCCUAAGAACUACUACUCCAACAUCACUUCAGCAAAAGAGCCCUGCAUCCCGUGGACAUCGUGUGCGCCAGGACUCAUUGUGAAAACAGAAGGCACCGCAAUUUCUGAUGUCGUGUGUGGUCCUGUUGAACGAGAUGGGAGAUUUACCAUGGCAGUCUGGAUUACAGUGGGGGUUCUUGCAGUUCUGGUAGCUGUGGGUUUUGCUGUUUACACACAAAGAGCAAAGCUGACGGAGCACUGCAAAAAGCAUAAAGGACAAUGCCACACUGUGCCAGCACCGGCUAAGGAGGUCAACAACCCUGUAGAGAUGGAUGACCAGCAGCUUCUCCAGGAACCAGAACCCAAGAGUCCCACUGAGGAAACUCUGUCCGACGGGAAAAGGCUGGUGACCCAAGAGGUGGGGAAGGACUCCCACAUGCCAGAGCAAGAUUCACAAGACUCCCGCUUCUGAGAAGAAGCCAGCAGACAAGCGGCUGUGAGAUGGAGAGAACACUAGCCCUGGACUGCACGCAUCAAUUCAUUACACCUGUGUCCUGUAAAGAUUACAGCUUUGUGUAGCGUAUAAGACAAUUGCAUCUCUGCACAGCAGUAAAUCACUGUGGAUCAUAAAACAGGAGGGCUGGAGCAUUAAAUGUUUAUGUUGUGUGUUCAUUUAUUUUUUUUAUUUGCCCGUAUUAUUUGUGUCUUAAUUUCAACACUGGUCAGAGCAGGCGAAGCUCCCCUAUACCUUGCAGUACCAUAAAAAAUGAGAGCAUUCACAAAUGAGAGGAGGCCGUUCAGCCCAUGUAAGCUUUUUGAUCUCACAACUUUGUCAAGAUGAGUCUUAGUGAUUCAGCAUCAACAUGACUAGGUAACUUUUUCCAUCCCCCUCACCACUCUGAAGAAGUGUCUCCUUCCUUUGUACUAAGUCAGUGGAGCUAACAGGCAAGGCAGCUACAAUAGGAUGAGACUGCUCUGUGUAGAAAGUAACAAAGUGUUAGCAUUAACAUCCAUACUGCUGGUAAUCCAUCACUACCAUUAUACUAGGAUUAGUAUACCAGGACUAGACAACGUGCUACUGAAUCAUCAGGACCACAGGGCAAUGUCUGAUCCAAAUUCAUUGGCUUUCAAAAGUUUAAAACAUUUUCAGUAUAUUAAAAACUUUCAAUAAUCUUCAUAAGAAAGCAGUUUGCAGCAAUAUAACUUUUUUUAAAACACCGUUCAUGAAGAAAUGUCUUUUUAAAAAAAAAAAAAAAGUCUUAUAUUGGACAGUAGGUUUCCUGUUUGAUAUUGUGAUGUUCUCCAAAAGGAUGCUGUCCUUUAUUAAAUGUAUAUAUGUACUUAAUAAUAAAACAUUAGUCAUGCAUGUUGUUAAAAGUAUGUAUUUGUUCACAAUAUUUAGUCAUUUGCAAUAGUUUGGGGUUUUCUGUCUAGGUAUGUAAUUUAUUACCAAUUUAGAGUAAAACUCAAGGAGACACUUGAAGAUGGCACAAAAUUAAAUGAGUGAAAUACUGUAUUUGUUCAGUAAUGACUUUUUUGCCAGCAUUGAUUUUGCCCAGGGCUGCUUUUUUCCAGUUUU
Molecule: messenger RNA, 2154 nt
Organism: Polyodon spathula (Mississippi paddlefish)
Lineage: Eukaryota; Metazoa; Chordata; Actinopteri; Acipenseriformes; Polyodontidae
Product: tumor necrosis factor receptor superfamily member 5-like
Exons: 9
Coding region: 172-1047 (291 amino acids)
Biological process (GO): positive regulation of blood vessel endothelial cell migration; inflammatory response; positive regulation of interleukin-12 production
Cellular component (GO): external side of plasma membrane; CD40 receptor complex
Molecular function (GO): protein binding; antigen binding
Source: RefSeq, a predicted model, not a curated record